AUGGCGACAUUCGGGUCUGUGGGUGAACAGUUGAUCAGGCUAUCGCACUCACAGCUCCCUUCCGCAAGUCUUGUUCGGAGUAUUUCAAUAGAUGUCGACGCCGUUUAUCGAAUCGCUCUCCUUCUCGCGGAUCUCCAGAAAGGCCAGUACAUUUAUCAAUGGGCGUUGACCGCCUGCGCAAAAGCGAAUUCGCGUCGAGCCCUUGUCGAACUCGUGAACCGGUAUAUCAGUACGGAAGGUGUGGACAUUUAUCAGAAUACCGAGUGCAUAGCGAAGGUCAAAGACUUGGCUCUCAAAGAUGAAUUCCCUCAUGCGAUUAUGCUAUAUGCCAAACUGCUCAUCUGGCGUGGCGAGAACGCAGAAGCCGCCCGGCUUCUAGAGCAGAAGAUUCUACCAUAUCUGCAACCCGUUCGCAAAAACCCUCCCCUUUGGGAGGAUAUAAAGAUGAUGGAUAACUUUGAUCCUCCCUGGCGGAUGUAUGCUGUUGCUGUUGAGAAAGAACAAGGUCUGGCGGGAAUCCAGAGGGUCAUGAGCCGGGCCGCCAUGGAGUUCCACGACCCAGUGGCCAUGACCGAUUAUGCCAUCUCGGCGUUGGAAACGGAGGCACCCAAUAAAUACGAGGUGUACGAGACGUUCAUGGCUGCCGCUGCGUUGGCGGGACACUCUCCAGCCUGCUUUCACCUUGCCAAUUUCUAUUACCGCACCUCUCAAGGCGAAUUCACUACCGAAGCAGAGAGAAACGCCAAGAAGAGGGAAGAGGCUAAUGCCGCGCGUAGUGCCUUGUUGAGACGAUUCGAACCUAUAGCGAAUUGGGUUUAUAUAUUGUUCAACCAACCGAUGGAUCGCGAGACAUACCGCAUGCUCGCGAUGGACUGGUACGAGCUUUCUUUUGAUAAGGGGAACAGUGAGGCUGGGUAUAUCCUGGCUCUGCUCUUCCGCGAGGAUGGCAAUAUGGAGAAGAGCCGUGAGGUGUACAAGCUUACUGCUAAAAAGGGACUUCCUACCUCGUUGUCCAAGAAGAGCCUGGCAGAGAUGAGGGAAAAGUGGGAAGACCAGACCUUCAACCCUGGUCUACCUCCUAAGCUCUUGAGACUUGCUUAG
Messenger RNA from Penicillium verrucosum, 1101 nucleotides. RefSeq lists its product as uncharacterized. Bases 1 to 1101 code for a protein of 366 amino acids. The record is from RefSeq and is a predicted model, not a curated record. NCBI's taxonomy places the organism in Eukaryota, Fungi, Ascomycota, Eurotiomycetes, Eurotiales, Aspergillaceae. The transcript has 2 exons. Gene Ontology annotation, molecular function: protein binding.